This is a messenger RNA of Melampsora larici-populina 98AG31, 1167 nucleotides long. RefSeq lists its product as uncharacterized. Gene Ontology annotation, molecular function: protein binding. The record is from RefSeq and is a predicted model, not a curated record. Lineage: Eukaryota; Fungi; Basidiomycota; Pucciniomycetes; Pucciniales; Melampsoraceae. The transcript has 5 exons. Bases 97 to 801 code for a protein of 234 amino acids.
GCACUGGAAAGUUUUGAAUUUAUUUACCAUCUUCGACUAUUUUUUGGUCUUAGUCUCAUUGAAUCAUCAUUUUCUAAAGAAAACCGAACCAACCAAAUGGGACUUUUCGAUAAACUCAAGACUGGUAGUAGUCAAAAACCAGCACCACCACCUUAUUCUGCUACCAACAACAACAACAACAAUCAUCAGAAUUCAUCUAAACUCAAUCCUUAUCCACCUACAGUCACAAGUCCUGUUACGCCCAUUUCACCUUCUAUGAAUCAAGCUGGAAGUUCUGAUCAAAGAGCUUUACCACCGGGAUGGGUAAAAGAAUGGCAUGAUGGAUAUCAAAGGUUUUAUUAUGUUGAUACACUCGCUCCUGGUGGACCGGUUUCACAUUGGACACAUCCAUCUGAUCAUCAACAAGGACAAGACCGUACAGGUUAUGGACAAACACAUUAUACUUCACCACAACCUCAAGCUGGGUUUGGUCAACCACAACAACCUGUUUAUCAACCACAACAACCUGUUUAUCAACCACAACAACCUGUUUAUCAACAACAAAGACCUGUACCACAAAUGAUGGGUAAUAACAAUGGAAGAGGUAGAGCUGGGAUGAACCCAUUGAUGGCAGGUGCAGGUGGUUUAGCAGGUGGAAUGUUAUUAGGCUCUAUGCUUGGAGGAAUUGGUGGACAUCAUGGUUAUGAUAAUGGUUAUGAACAGGGAUAUGAAAAUGGAUAUGAUAAUGGAUAUGAUAAUGGUGAUAUGUUUGGUGGUGGUGAUUUUGGAGGUGGUGAUUUUGGUGGAGGUGAUUUCUUUUGAAACAUUUCUACAUACAUUUAUAUACGAUACGGUCUUGAUUCUUUUUUUCAUCUAUUGAGUAUGGCAAAGUUUUUUUUUCUUACUACAAAUAUCCUCCUAAGUACAUAGCUUCUUUCAAUAUCUUCUAUCAAGAUCAAACACAAUCUUCUCUAUGAUUUUAUCUGUUGUAUUUCAUGGCUCACAGAUUUGGUUUGAUUUUUCUUAACUUGUUUUUUCUGUAGUUUGGAUUUGUUUCUGAUUUCUUUGAUAGCUCACUCACACAUCACAUCAUAUGAGUAAUCGAAUGUAAUUUUUUGUGUAGGCUAGCUAAGGUUUUGAAUCAUUAAUGAGAGUUGAGUGAAAAACAUGAAUGUUUGGAUGUUUAUG